AUGGAUUUGGAGAAAUCUGAUUCGAAGUUCACUAAAGAAAAGAGGCAGAAAAGUCCUAAAGAACCAGAAAAUGAUGAUGAAAAUAAUUAUUGCAUAUAUUGCAAUAAACAAUAUGGAACUACUCAGGAAAAGUGGAUUAUGUGCUGCAAGUGUGAACUGUGGGCUCGUGGCUGUACAGAUGUGGAAAAUGAGUUGGUUUUCGGUCGCAUGAAAGAAGAAAGACCAAAUUAUCGAGAAAAAUUGCAUAUUAUUAGUGGAGAUUUAUCUGAACCGCUAUUAGGAAUUAGUGAAACUGAUUUAGAUUUACUUUCUUCUGAAGUUAGUAUUGUAUAUCAUGUAGCAGCAACUGUAAGAUUUGACGAAGCAUUAAAAAUUGCUGUGGAACAAAAUUUGCUCGGUACGAAGAGAUUAAUUGAAGUUUGCAAAAGACUGCGGAAUCUCGAGAGUUUGGUGCACGUUUCGACGGCUUAUUGUAAUUGUAACCGUAGUGAACCUGAUGAGAUUAUAUACCCAUCUAAAGUGGAUCCUGAAGAACUUAUCAGAACUAUUCAAUGGAUGGAUACUGAUUUAGUGGAUACCAUAACUCCAAAAUUAAUAGAUGAUUUUCCGAAUACGUAUUCUUUUACAAAAAAUCUCGCUGAAAAACUAUAUCUUAAAGAAACGGAUUUACCAGUUAGCAUAUUUCGUCCAACUAUCGUCUCACCAUCAUGGAAGGAACCAUAUUGCGGAUGGAUCGAUAGUUUUAAUGGACCAACAGGAAUCACGGUGGGAGCAAUGAAAGGUAUAGUUCGAACCAUGGUGGUUUCUCCAAACAAAGUUUCUGAUGUGAUUCCUGUAGAUUUAUGCAUUAACAUGAUGGUUGCUAUUCCAUGGUACACAGUUACUCAUAAACCUAAAGGCCUUCAGAUUUAUCAAUGCGCUUCAAGUACUGUAAAUAAAGUAACUUGGGGUGACGUGUUUGGUCUUUUAAAUAGACCUACUUAUUUAUAUCCAUCUGCUGAAGUAUUUCGAUAUCCAGGAGGAAGUUUUAAGACAAGCCAUACAGUACAUAACAUCGCUGUUGUGUUUGAUCAUUACAUUCCUGCAGCACUUACUGAUGCAUUACUUUACCUUUCAGGAAAAAAACCCAGAAUGAUGUCAAUAUAUAAAAAAGUGGAUAAAGCAAUGAUCGUCUUUAAUCAUUUCUCAACUAAUGAAUGGUAUUUCCAAGCUAAAAAUUAUUUACAGAUCUGGGAUGCCAUGUCAGAUGUAGACAAGAAGCUCUUUAAUUUUGAUGUAAGAUCAGUGAUUUGGAAUUUAUAUUUUGAAAACUUCAUUUUGGGCGUGAGAAAAUUUAUGUUGAAUGAAGAUCAUUCUACUCUUCCAAAAGCAAGAAAAACAUUUCGAAAAUUACAAUUGAGAAAUUUAGCUGUAAAGACUGCUUUACUUGCAGCUGCAACUCAUUAUGUUCUCAACAGUUUUUUCUCCAUUUCAGCUUUUGAUUAUUUAUGGUGA
This is a messenger RNA of Centruroides sculpturatus (bark scorpion), 1494 nucleotides long. RefSeq names its product fatty acyl-CoA reductase 1-like. The transcript is spliced from 11 exons. Gene Ontology annotation, biological process: long-chain fatty-acyl-CoA metabolic process. Gene Ontology annotation, molecular function: alcohol-forming very long-chain fatty acyl-CoA reductase (NADP+) activity. Gene Ontology annotation, cellular component: peroxisome. The record is from RefSeq and is a predicted model, not a curated record. NCBI's taxonomy places the organism in Eukaryota, Metazoa, Arthropoda, Arachnida, Scorpiones, Buthidae. The coding region runs from base 1 to 1494 and encodes 497 amino acids.